AUGCACAAACACUGCUUUGAAGCAUUGGACAAGACAAUGAGAGAUUUGUUGAGAUUUCAAAAACCAUUCAGCUCAUAUAUGACCUUUGGAGGUAAAACUAUUGCGUUUGGUGGAGAUUUUAGAUACUUUCGAUUGCAAGAUAUUCAAAAUGGGGAUGACUAUCACGAAGUUGAAGAUUUUGCCAAGUGGAUAGCUGAUAUUGGUGACGGUGUGCUGGGGGUACAAAAUGAUGUUGAUUCUGAAAUCACUAUUAUAAGGGAAAAUUUGUUAAAUUUUGAAGAAGAUCCUAUUGCUACAAUUGUAAAAAGUGCAUUCCCAAUGUUUCAGAAUGCAGGUUGUGAUCAAAGUUAUCUAGAGAAUCGUGUAAUAUUGGCUUCAACUUUGGAUGUGGUGGAUAGCAUAAAUGAGUAUAUGAAUGCUAUGAAUGAAGCUGAAGGUGUUCCAAAUCAUUCAUUGACACUUAAAGUAGGUUCACCAGUGAUGCUAUUAAGAAACAUUGAUUAUUCUUUAGGCUUGUGUAAUGGUACACGUUUAAUAGUGACAAUAUUGGUUGAUCGUGUGCUUGAAGCUAAAAUUAUUAGCGGAGCUCAUGCAAGGACAAAGGUUUUAGUAUCGCGGAUGUCUCUAAUACCUUCUGAUUCAAAUUACCAUUCAAGUUUCAAUGGAAACAAUUCUCUUUGA
Ipomoea triloba (trilobed morning glory) is the source of this 681-nucleotide messenger RNA. RefSeq lists its product as uncharacterized. The transcript is spliced from 3 exons. Gene Ontology annotation, molecular function: DNA helicase activity. Gene Ontology annotation, biological process: telomere maintenance; DNA repair. The coding region runs from base 1 to 681 and encodes 226 amino acids. Lineage: Eukaryota; Viridiplantae; Streptophyta; Magnoliopsida; Solanales; Convolvulaceae. The record is from RefSeq and is a predicted model, not a curated record.